AACUGUCUUUGAAUCCGAAUAAUGCUUUUAGUGUCGACUUUAUUGGCAAAGCAAUGUCUCCAAAGUCUAUUCAGACUGGCUUAUCCCGAACUUGCCGGCUAUGUCUUUACCGAAUUCUAUCCAAUCCUUCCUCGUUGAAGAGAUCUCUGGUGGUAAGCUAGGAGCCUCCCUCCGAAAAAAAAAACCCGAUACUGACAUUCCGUCAAAGAUUGACCAUAGGAACCGGAUAUCAAACUUCUUUGUCCCCACAGGAGGAAUCGCCUAUAAAAAAGAUAGCCAAAGUAAUGAUCAUUUAUUGCGACUGCGAUUCUGAUAAGGAAUCUAUCUCUGACAGUAAUCAGUGGAUGUUCAUUCUACCUUAAUCCGUGCGGGAUACGUUCGUCAGGUUAGCUCUCAGCCCAAGAUCCACACCAUACCCCCCGAAUUACGGACCGAAUGCGCUAAUGCGUUUCCACAUAGCCUUAUUCUGGAUUCUUUCACUAUCUACCUCUUGGUCAAAGAGUUCACCAAAAAUUAGAACAGUUAAUUGACAAACACAUGCGUAGUGUUGGUGAGUUUGACGAAAUCUUCAAUUGUCUGGCGUAUGUGUCUACUAACAUCUAAGAAGGCGCCUCCAAACUUGCCCUCUCUACCAUCUCUUCAGAGGAAUUAUGGCAAAGUUCUGGCAGAUUGGAGAAGGGUCUCAGUGAGGUACAAAUGCCAACAGGCAAGAAACCAAAUUAUACUAUAAUAUCCCUAACACAUUUUAGUUAUUCAGAUUCGAAGAUCGUAAAGAGUCUCGAUAUCUGCUUUCUCCUACUCACGAGGAGGAAAUUACGACUUUGGUUUCAUCCCUCGUAAAAUCACACAAGCAACUGCCACUAAGGCUCUAUCAAAUAAGUAUGGUAUCCUUGUCCGGCUUAAGCCAUUGAUCUAACUCGAGGGGGGACAGCUCGGAAGUACCGAGAUGAGAGGCGCCCUCGACUUGGUCUCAUGAGGGGGAGAGAGUUUACAAUGAAAGAUCUUUACACGUUUGAUGCUACAGAAGGCGCUGCUCUCGAAACCUAUAGAGAGGUGCAGGGUGCCUAUAAGGCGCUAUUCGAGGAGAUUGGCCUUCCGUAUAUACAUGUGAGACCUAUACUACUGCCCCCCGCCGAGCACUUUCUAACCAAUGAAAAGGCUGAGGCCGACUCCGGAAACAUGGGAGGUUCGCUAUCUCAUGAGUACCAUUUCCCCUCUCUCUCGGGAGAGGAUACUGUCAUAUCGUGCCGAAAUUGUGGUUACUGUGCCAACGAGGAAACCGCUCAAAUAGCUCCCCCAAAGCCCAUGCUAGAUCUCGCGGUUUCAAGAAUCGCUACAUUUCAUGGAAUCACUAAGGACCGCAAAACAUUAAUUAACAUUCAUUACCCCCGAUAUACGAAGGCUACUGAUGAUGGCGUAUUGAAUGAGGUCCAUGCUGGUAGAGUCAAGAGUGUCAUCAGAGAUUUUGACCCCAGUGUUAUGAACGCAUUGGAUCUAUGGUUUGACGCUUUUGUCGGCUACGCGCAUCUAGCAGAGGAAGGGUCAUAUUCCCGCGUUGUCAAUAUUUUUGAUGCACGCAUUCCUCCCUCGCACUACAAGGAUAUUCCCCCAAGUCGGUUCAGUAAGAUGAUCGAGAAGAAAUCUAUGGAAGAUUUCCCAAUCCCAACUGCUUCAAUAACUCUUGAUGACCCUGAAUUUGGCUCCUCCCUCAAUCUGUUAAAAACUCAAGACGGGGACGGAUGUCCGAAGUGCGGGGAAGGAAAGCUUGAAGCUACAGGAGCUAUAGAGCUGGGCCAUACUUUCCACCUUGGAACACGAUACACAGUCCCCCUACGAGCAGACGUUCUUAAUGGGGCUGGCGAAUGGAAGCCAAUGGUAAUGGGGUGUCACGGCAUUGGGGUAUCGAGAAUGAUUCCGGCCAUCGCCGAAGUCUAUAGUGACCACAACGGGCUUUGUUGGCCCCGAGUCGUUGCCCCGUAUGACGUUGCCCUAGUUCACGGAUCCGUGAAGAAAAACGCGGCGGUGCCACCGAAAGAAGACAUAGAAGCAGUAUACGAUGUUCUAGUUUCUGGGGGCUUGGUGGGUGGGACUGAUGUGGACGUUAUUCUAGAUGAUCGGGACAAAGAUAUUGUCUGGAAGCUUAAGGACGCCGUCCUCGUGGGAUAUCCAAUCGUGUGUAUCAUGGGAAAAUCAUGGGUAAAUUCCAGGAAGGUCGAGAUCGAAGUCAGGAAGACAAAAGUAAAGUUGGAGGUCGAACUUGCCGAUUUGAGGACAGUCAUUGAAGGACUUCUUAAGGAGCUGUAG
Messenger RNA from Tuber aestivum (summer truffle), 2304 nucleotides. Lineage: Eukaryota; Fungi; Ascomycota; Pezizomycetes; Pezizales; Tuberaceae. The record is from the annotation of a GenBank genome assembly.